Molecule: messenger RNA, 1699 nt
Organism: Poecilia latipinna (sailfin molly)
Lineage: Eukaryota; Metazoa; Chordata; Actinopteri; Cyprinodontiformes; Poeciliidae
Product: spectrin beta chain, non-erythrocytic 1-like
Exons: 3
Molecular function (GO): protein binding; phospholipid binding
Source: RefSeq, a predicted model, not a curated record
AUCUGUGACUGGUUCUGGUCCUGUCCCCUCAGGUCCUGGCACAACGUGUACUGUGUGAUCAACCAGCAGGAGAUGGGUUUCUAUAAGGACCAGAAGAGCGCGGCGCAGGGCAUCCCCUACCACAGCGAGAUCCCCGUCAGCCUGAAGGAGGCGCUGUGUGAGGUGGCGCUCGACUACAAGAAGAAGAAACACGUCUUCAAGCUCAAGCUCACUGAUGGGAACGAGUAUCUCUUCCAAGCCAAAGACGACGAGGAGAUGAACUCCUGGAUCUCGGCCAUCGUGGCGGCGGCGGGCUCCAGGGUGGAGGUGACCCCCAGCAGCCACAGCACGCCGGCCCCCGCCGCCCGCGCCCAGACGCUGCCGGCCACCGUGGCGGCCUCCACCGCCGAGUCCAGUCCUGGCAAACGGGAGAAAGACAAGGAGAAACGCUUCAGUCUGUUCAGCAAGAAGAAGUAGACGCUCCUCCUCCUCCUCUUCCUCUCUUCCCGUCCCACGGCUGUUUGGGGUCGCUCCUCGUUGUCCAUCGCCGACGUCCUCGUUUAUCCAGCCGCUAGUCGGUUUGCUCCUAGCAGCUGCGAAGCUCAGAAUGUAGAUCUGUCUCUUUAAUCCAUCCUGAUGAUGAUUCCUAACAUUUCCUGAUCCCAAACAGCCUUCCUCUUCCUCCUCCUCUUCCUCUCAAAGCGUGACUCCAGCAUGCCAGCUCCGAGCCAAAACUCUCCACUCUGUGCCUCUAACCGUCCGGUGGCUCAGAGCUCCCGCUCAGCUGCGGCGCGGCGGGAACCUUUGCUAGGAGGGACAGAACCACCGUUAGCGUGUCCGGCAGCUGCUGUCCUACGGAUACGAUCACCGCCUGGAGGAACUCCCACUCCGUUCUCCUUCCUGCUGUCUCUCGUCGUCCAGCUUCUCGUGUUUAAACUCCCGGUUCUCCUGGACGUUGUUGCUCGCUCCGGUCUGGCUCCAUCCUCAGCCGUUUCUGCGAGGCCUUGUCUUUGCAAGUAGAGGGGAACCUGGAGCAGGGCGGGGUCCUGCUGCUGCUCAGCCUGGGCUGACCGGGUUAACCAGGCUACCUGGGCUAUCUAGGCUAACCGUGCUAACUGGGCUAACCAGGCUGAGUAACCAGGCUACCUGGGCUAUCGAAGCUAACUAGGCUAACCACUCUAACUGGGCUAACCGGGCUGAGCAGCUGCUCGGGGCCGUCUAAUUCCUGCAGCAGCGUGAAUGCCACCCGGCCCUGCUUCAUCUGUAUGUAUAACUUGUGUAUAACAAACUGUUUAAAAUAAACUUGUGUUUAAUUUCUUCACUUAUUAGUACUAAUAAUAUGACCAACCGUGAUAAGCUUCAGUGAUUAUGUAUGAAGGAGGAAACCGAAUGUUUAAUCAGUUUUCCAACAAUCAGUCAGGUUUCUUUUCUACUUUAUUUCUGAAACAUUAACCUCUGACCUUUGUUUAGUUUUGUGUCUCAGAGUUAAUCAGUCUGAGGUUUAUUAGUCUGGAGUUUGAAGAUGUUCUAUAAAGUAACUUUAAGCUGUUCAGUGGAUUCUCUGUCUGGAAGUGAAUAUCGGUUGCUCGCUUGUUGGCUUCAGCUCUCCGUCGUUUAAAGUGAAACCUGUUGGAGCUUCAUGUGGACGCUUCCGUACGGAGCUUCAUUCAUGACAAAAGUCACUCAAACUCAUUUAAAAUGUGAAAUUGACCAGAUGUGG